CAGAUUCCCGCGCGCACGUCCUCACGUAUCCGCGCCGCCCUCCGCGCGCGCCCCCGCCCCCAGGCACACCUGCUCGUACCCCCGCUCUCCGCGCGGCCCCGUGCAUCGCUCCCCACGACAGUCACAUCCCCGCCGCCCUCCGCCCUGGAGGCCCCCAUUCUGCCCGGGCUGCGCGCUCCUGCCUCGCCCCCUUGUACACGCAGCCCUGCCGUCUGGGCACACCUCCCCCCGGCCUGCCUUCUUGCACACCCAGCCUCCCUCACACUCGGCGCGUUUGCGCACUCAGGCUUGGUUUCAUUGCGUGCCCGCUCCACACGCCUCUGCUCUUCCCCACCCACCCACCCAUUGUCCCACAUCUCGCUGCCUCACAGACACCAGCCCCCCCCUCUUCCCCGCCCACAGCCCUCACACCUUUCAAACUAUGCCCACCCUUUCCAACGUGCCACUCCCUUGCCUGCGCUCACCCACCCGUUUUACUCACACUUGGCCGCUUUCGCACACACUGCUACCCCACGCCGUGCCCUUGUGCAGUCAUAUGCCAUCCCUUCGCAAGCUCCUAGGCCUACGCCCCACUCACCCUCUUGGUGCCUCACCCAUGCUAAGCUAGUCUGGCGUGAACUCGCAGCCCCUCUGAGCCGUGUGGUAAAUAGUAAACUACCGCAGCAGAGCCAAGGCUAGAAUCCCAUGGCCAAUGCCUGACCCCCUCAGUCAGUGGUUUACGGACCGGUUGUAGAAUCUGUGGGUGGCUGCGUCGGCCCCCUGGAGAAAUGUGGUUAAUAGACUGUGGUUUUCAUCUGGAGAACCCAAAGCAGUUCACGAAGAUUACCUGUAAAGAUUUCAGAGUCUGUGAAUUGUGAGAGGGAGGUUUCUCUGACAGAUCCCCAACUAAAUCCAGUAAUGAUAAUCCUGGAUUUUGAACAGUACUGGACAGAACUCAGAGGAACUACACUUUUCUUUUAUAGUGAUAAGAAAACCCCAACCUAUUUAGAGAAACUAGAGCUGACGAAUUUGACAUCAGUAGUGAACGUUUAUCCAGAUGAAAAGUGCGGUGCACAGUUUAUCCUGAUGCUGAGAAAUGAGAAAGUGGAGCUGAAGGUCGAGGACUAUGACAGUGGGGAGGAAUGGAAAGGCUUUAUCCUCACAGUCACACAGUUGUCAGUUCCAGUGUGUAUAUCACUGCUACCUGGACAACUUAUUAAGCUGCAUGACGUGCUAGAGAAAGAAAAGAAAAGGAGGACUGCCAUGGAAGAGUCACCCAGUGCAUCUUUGAGCACAGAGGAGACAAACAAUGGAGAUGUUAACAUAUUGAGCACUAUGCCAGAGUGUUUCUAUGCAGUGUCACGACAGAAAGCGAUUGAGAUGUUAGAGAAGAAUCCUUCUUGGGGUAACUUGAUCCUGCGGCCUGGUAGUGACAGUAAGAACUACUCAGUCACUAUCAGACAGGUGAUAGAUGGUCCAUGCAUAAAGCACUACCGAGUGAUGAACAUGGGCAAAGGUUACACAAUUGAACUGGCAAGACCAGUUAUACGCCCGAGCCUUCAUGAUGUCAUUGGUUACUUUGUGAAUCAAACCCAAGGCAGCUUGAAGCCAUUUGUCACACACACGUAUGACAACAAAUUGGGUAUGCGGCUUGUUUCUACAUCUGAACUUUCUUUAGAGCAUGCCCCAAGAGAGAUGCACCCGGCGAUUGUCUCUCAGCCCAGAGCCAAGCCUCCCCGGAGCCGUAUGCCUGAGAAAGAAACAGCACCGCUUCAGCAGUAUCCUGUAGCCAGAUACGUGCAUGAAACUCGUGGCAAAGAGAUGAAAGAAAGAGUGAAGAGACAAGCAGCUGACAGACAACGUGCAAAUCAACCCCUUUGAAGUGGAAAAUGUAGGAAGGAUGGACGUUUUCUUAGGGGAAAAAAAGUCACGUUCUAGCCCCAGAAAUCCCUGUGGGCUAAAUUUAGUAGUACAGUCUCACCUUGUAUCAACAAAUCUCAGAAGCUGGUGGAAUAAAUUACGGCACAUUAAACUGGAUAUCUGUUUCCUAAGGCUUCCAGUUGGUACAAAACAAAGUCCAUCUCCAUGGCUCUAAGCACAUUUAUCUCAGCAGCCUUAUGAGACUUUCUGGGACACAGUAGAAUGAUCCCACCCCCAGUCUGACAACCUCUGUGCUGUUGAGGAUGAAAGUCUCGGGGAAGGAGAACAUCCUACUGGAGCAGAGGGAAAUGAUCCCAUAGUUGGGACCUCCAUUCCAAAUGAUGUUGUGGUAUCCUCACGCACUGAGGUUACUUCUCGAGGGGAGGGAACUCCAGUUAUUAGGAAGAGGCAGGUAAUAGUUAUGGGGGAUUCAAUCAUUCAACACAGAUAGCUGGGUUUGCAAUGAUUGGGAGAACCGCAUGGUGACGUGCCUGCCUGGUGUGAAAGUUGCGGAUCUCUCAAGACAUCGAGAUAAGACUUAUGUGUAGUGC
Mauremys mutica (yellowpond turtle) is the source of this 2450-nucleotide messenger RNA. It is a transcript of the gene STAP1, whose product is annotated as signal transducing adaptor family member 1. The record is from RefSeq and is a predicted model, not a curated record. Bases 898 to 1860 code for a protein of 320 amino acids. The transcript has 11 exons. Lineage: Eukaryota; Metazoa; Chordata; Testudines; Geoemydidae. Gene Ontology annotation, molecular function: signaling adaptor activity; protein kinase binding. Gene Ontology annotation, biological process: positive regulation of B cell receptor signaling pathway; cell surface receptor protein tyrosine kinase signaling pathway.